Molecule: messenger RNA, 8338 nt
Organism: Lindgomyces ingoldianus
Lineage: Eukaryota; Fungi; Ascomycota; Dothideomycetes; Pleosporales; Lindgomycetaceae
Product: ARM repeat-containing protein
Exons: 6
Coding region: 26-8059 (2677 amino acids)
Biological process (GO): cellular response to amino acid starvation; regulation of translation
Cellular component (GO): cytosol
Molecular function (GO): protein kinase regulator activity
Source: RefSeq, a predicted model, not a curated record
CAAAGCUUCACAUGGACAACCCACAAUGGCUGUCGGUGGGAUGAAUGAUUCUAACCGUGAAGAGCUGCGAUGGGGCCUCAUAACCAGCUCUACAUUACGCAGAAUUGCGGAGCUCUCUCGUCUGCAACACCGGUUCGAACACGACACACUUCUUUCACCUGACCUCCACUUCCUCCUCAACCUCUUAUUCGAAACGUACCCUCUCUACGAGGAUCGAGAAUCCAGAUGUGCAGUUCACGAAUGCUUAAAGAGUCUAGCCAAUAGCCCACACUCUGGUACUGCCCUGCCCUUGAUUUCUGCCUUCCUCAAGCGAGAAAGCCUCAAAACCGGCCUCGCCCACGCCGAUGCUUUCGUCCUAAUAGGCUGGUGCUCGGUCCUCAUCCAACAAUACGCUAAGUCCCCGGAGCAAUGGGCGAAAUGGGGAAUGGAUAUUGCCAUUGCAGAUGCAAGACUCCUAGAGACAUGCGUGGGUGGUGUGAUUUCUCGCAAAGCGCAGCGCAUUCUAGACUCUGCUAUGGUUGUAACUCGCCGAGCGCUGCGGUUCUUGUUCCGGGCGCCCGACGUCGCAGAACGGGCACUUUCUCAGAUGGUGGCUUCCCUUGCGGCGAAAGGUUCCUCUCCCACUGCUGGGAAUGCUAUCUUUUUAGGCGUUAUUGCAGGCGUAGCGUCAAGGCUUCCCAAUGCCAAGUCGAUGCUAGAGAAGCACAAGCAAGAAUAUUACGCCUUCUACGUCCGGGAAAUUGUUGGUUCCAGGACUCCACUGCCCGGUCAUCUGUCUAACGGUCUUCGUGAGUUCUUCGACACGUUUCCUUCACUAGAUGAGCUGCGAAAAGAGGUCAUACCUCCAAUCGAGAAGGCACUCCUGAGGGCGCCAGAAGUGGUUCUGAACGGUGUUGUCGCGCCACUGAUUCUGUCCCUUCCGGCAUCUUUUGAUCUGUCAGGAGUACUUCAUUCCAACCUGCUCAAGCCGCUGCUUUCAAAUGUCAAAUCAACAAAUCCGACCAUCCGCGUUGGUGCUCUCCGAACCUUCCAAGCGCUCGCCUUACGGUCACGCGAUGACACACUCAUUGGAAAGGUCGCGGAUGAGAUUUUGGACCCACUCAAGCAAGGCAAGGUCACCGGAGCAGACCAGAAAGUCCUCUAUGCUCAAAUGCUUUCCUCCCUGGGUAGUUCGAUUUCCUUGUCCCAAAAAAUUCCCGUCAAUAUUGCCCCUAUUGCAUUGAAGGAGCCAAAUGAGCCAGCGGUAGUAGCUGAGGUAUCUGCACUGACUAAGCAUCUUACUUUCGGGUUGGUUAAUGGGGUUCCAUUGGACAAAUUAAUAUCAGACGCUUUCAUCAAAGGCAUGAGUGACAAGCGCAUGCCUAUACGCCGACUAUGGGCCAUACAAGCUGCAGAUAUAUGGUGGAAUCUUUCACCUGAGCAACUGUCACAGCCGGAUGUGCUGGUAUUCUGUCAAAUCACCUUGCCGAAACUCGUGGAACUGUGGCAGGAAGUUCUCGCGAAUCCACUUCCUGCAGCUCAGAACGGUAUGGUAACUGUAGGUCAUUCCGUUACGGCGUUGCUACUCUGCAAGAUCCGACUUAUGGAUGACACAAAGCUCUCUGCCAUUUACAAGAAGACAGAUGUACUCUCUCAAACACUCGCUACUCAGCCGAAACCAUCUUUCUUGCUCAAUCCCAGAGUCUAUACCAAACUUUCCAGUGAUAUCGAUAUCGAGAUCGCUCUCCGUUGUCUCACGGCGGUGGCUCCAUGGCUGUCCGAUGAGAACACCUCCACCGACGCUCGAGAAGCUUGGUCGCAAGUGCUCAUAUACUUCAUCGCUGGCUAUUCCGUCCCUCCAAGUGCUAAAUCUUCAGCUCGUCAAUCCCUGACUAAGAUGUAUAUUGAAGCGCCCGCAGAGAUCACCAAUAUCAUUACUGGUGGGAUCUGGUGCUGGUAUAAAAUGAUUGAGCAGGGAGACAAGGAGAGCGCGGCCUUUUCUUCAAAGACAGGCAACAAGGAACUCUAUGGCGUUCUGUGUUGCUUUUGUCUUGUAGAAGAUUCGUUGAAGACCCUCGGCCCGAACAUUUCUAAGGACAUCCUCCACAAACAAUGUGUGGAUAUCCUUGUUUUAGCUCGUCCAGAAAUCGUUCCCCGAGCCUCUUGGAUUGAUUUCUGUCUCAGGAUGGGGGUAGAUCCAGGUCAGCUUGCACGAGAUUACCUUGGCGAAUGUCUGAGACUUAUAACUGAUGCUACGAUGAAUAAGUCAAACGGUCGUUUUCCUGCCAUAAACCAGGCAGCGUAUAGUGCCUAUGUUGACCUCGCAUUUGUUGCUCCGGACAAAGCCUUACCGGCAAUCGUAGAUCUGUUCAGUCACGACCUUGACCCUAAGCAGCUUGAAUCUAUUGGCCCAACAGAAGCAGCCAUCUUUCGAACCCCAGAAGGAACUGCCUAUAUUGAUGUGCUGUCAACAAGGAGUUCCGCAACACUGGACAAAAAUACGAAGGACUAUGACACUCUAAAAUGGGAAGAAGAGCUCAGGGCUCAGCUCGCGCAGAAGAAAGGCCAGACUAAGAAACUCACUCCAGAUGAACAAUCCAAAAUCAACGCUCAACUUGCGAAAGAAUCUGCUAUCAGGCAAGAGAUUUCGGCAGUCGAAUCAAAGAUGAAACGAGGAGUUGGAAUAAUCCAGAGACUUGCAACUGGACCUCCGACCGAAGCCGAACAAUGGAUGGGACCAGCAGUAAAUCUACUCAUCCAAACAAUUCGUGCCGGGGCUGGUCUAAUCCUUGGAGAUCUACCUGCAAAGGCAUUCAUCAAAUGUGCUCAGCGCAUCUCCGCUCGGCUUGGCGUUCUCCGGCCAUUUAUCGGAGUUGCCACACUAAGGACGAUUGGAACCCUGCAACUGUCAGAUGGUUACGAAGAGGAAGACCUUGGUGAUUUGGUCACGAGAGUACUCUAUCGACUCCGAUUUAUGAGCGAGCAGCGUCCACUUGACACUGUUUCGCUCGCGUACUGCCUUCCCCUCAUCUUUCUCGUGCUUGAGAAGGGUGGCAUCGGAAGGUCAUCAACUGAAGAUGCCGAUGAGCAAUUAGUGCUGGCUAUCGAGUUCUUAUCAUUCCACACUGCUUCUUGCUCUGACGAGCGACUUCCCCGACAUCAAUUACUACAGGCUCUGAUCUCGUCAAUGCAACGGUACAAUCAACACUACAAAUUGAUUAAGGACUGUCUAAUGGAUCUUUCCCGAGGGCUUGCUCCCAAUAUAUCCGACGACGAACUUGGAGCCCUACUCCGUGGGACUAUCGUACCAGAAAUUUCCGUCCGCACUUCAACUCUGCAAGCGAUAGAUGCUGAACUUGAUUUGAAUAACAUGGUAUUCAGUGAAGAGAUCUGGCUAGAAUGCCACGAUGAUGAUCAAGAAAAUGUGGAACUGGCUCGAACCAUUUGGGAAGACAACGAACUGAGAUUAAAAGAGGACGCCGCAGCCCAAACGCUGCCAUACUUAGAAUCACUUGACAAACAGCUAAGGAGAGCUGCGGCGAGGUCUCUUGGAGAAACUAUGGAGAGUUUUCCACGCAUUUUUCACAACCUCCUACAAUCCCUUCAGGAGUCGUAUCGGGAGAAAGUAAAACCAAGAGUUCCAGAACGAGACGAGUACGGCAUGCCACGGAAAGUUGACCUGCGAGAUCCUUGGGAGGCUAGAGAUGGUAUAGCACUUGCAUUCAAGGAAAUGACGCCGGGUUUCAUGGACGAUGACCUCGUCAAUUUUAUACGGUUCAUGGUCUACGAGGGGCCGUUAGGAGACCGAAGUGCCAUUGUUCGAGACGAAAUGAUUGACGCAGCUACCUCCGUGAUCAAGACGAAAGCUCAGUCCAGGGUGGAGCCACUCAUGGAUCUCUUUGAAAAUGCACUGGAAAGCCCUGAUCGGAAAUCUGAAAUGUACGACCAGGUCAACGAAGCUGUCAUCGUACUGUACGGCGCUUUGGGUCAACACCUGAAAGCUGGGGAUAAGCGUGUACCGAAGGUGGUCCAACGUCUUCUGGCUACCUUGAGCACUCCUUCCGAAACGGUUCAAUAUGCCGUAGCCCAAUGUCUUCCCCCACUCGUCCGAACAUCCGAACAAGAAAUUUCCACAUACAUUGAGCAGAUGACUGAGCAGCUGCUACAUUCAAAGAAAUACGCAGCCCGCCGAGGAGCUGCUUAUGGUCUUGCGGGAAUUGUGCGUGGCAAGGGUCUUGGCGUUCUGCGAGAGUAUCGGCUCAUGUCUUCUCUCCAGGGAGCCGCCGAAAACAAGAAAGACGUCGGCCAACGACAAGGUGCCUUUUUGGCAUAUGAGCUGCUCUCCCUCAUCCUUGGGCGCAUCUUCGAGCCCUACAUCAUUCAAUUGGUACCUCAAUUACUUGCUGGGUUCGGUGACUCUAGCGCUGAUGUGCGCGAAGCUUGCCUCGAUGCAGCAAAGACUUGCUUUGCGAAUCUCAGCUCGUACGGUGUCAAGCAAAUCUUACCCACACUUCUUGAAGGUCUUGACGACCAGCAGUGGCGAAGUAAAAAGGGCGCUUGCGAUUCGCUCGGUGCCAUGGCAUACCUUGACCCACACCAAUUAGCACUGAGCUUGCCGGAUAUUAUUCCCCCUUUGACGACUGUGCUCACGGAUAGUCACAAGGAGGUACGAUCAUCUGCCAACCGAAGCUUACAGCGAUUUGGAGAGGUCAUCAGCAAUCCUGAGAUCAAGGGUGUGGUUGGUAUUCUUCUUAAGGCUCUCAGCGAUCCCACCAAGUACACUGACGAUGCACUCGAUACUCUCAUCAAAGUAUCUUUCGCUCAUUACAUUGACGCCCCUUCACUCGCUCUUGUCGUUCGAAUACUUGAGCGAGGCCUGGGCGACCGAUCAGCCACGAAGCGAAAAUCUGCACAGAUCAUUGGAAGCCUAGCGCAUCUUACAGAGCGAAAAGACCUCAUAUCUCAUCUACCAAUUCUAGUUGCUGGGCUACGAGUUGCAAUUGUAGACCCUGUUCCAACGACCCGUGCCACAGCAUCAAAAGCUCUUGGUUCACUCAUUGAGAAACUUGGGGAAGAUGCAAUGCCAGAUCUCAUCCCAAGUCUCAUGGCCACACUCAAAUCAGACACUGGAGCUGGCGACAGGUUGGGAUCUGCCCAAGCUCUUUCAGAGGUUCUUGCUGGCCUGGGGACCGGCCGUCUCGAAGAAACCCUGCCGAGCAUCUUACAGAACGUAUCGAGCAGCAAGCCUUCCGUCCGGGAAGGCUUCAUGUCCCUAUUCAUUUUCUUGCCGGCUUGCUUUGGUAAUAGCUUUGCUAACUACCUCAAUAAAAUCAUCCCGCCCAUUCUUGGCGGUCUCGCGGAUGAUGUGGAGUCGAUUCGGGAGACGGCUCUUCGGGCGGGCCGACUGCUGGUGAAAAACUUCGCCAGCAAAGCCAUCGAUUUGCUUCUCCCUGAGUUAGAGAGGGGCCUCGCAGACAACAGUCACCGUAUCCGUCUGAGCUCGGUCGAGCUCGUCGGAGACUUGCUGUUCAAUCUCACCGGUAUCAGCGGAACUGGCGAGCAAGAAGAAGUCGAGGAAGGCGCCAAAGAAGCCGGUCAGUCACUACUCGAGGUUCUUGGAGAGGAAAAAAGGAACAAAGUCUUGUCCGCUCUGUACAUCUGCAGAUGCGAUACGUCUGGACUCGUCCGUUCCGCGGCGAUCAAUGUCUGGAAAGCACUCGUGGCCACUCCACGGACCCUUCGGGAACUCAUCCCUACGCUUACACAGCUCAUUAUUCGACGCUUGGCCAGCUCGAACAUGGAGCAGAAGGUUAUUGCCGGAAACGCUCUUGGAGAGCUUAUCCGAAAAGCUGGCGAAGGCGUUUUGGCAAGCUUGUUGCCAACCUUGGAAGAAGGCUUGCACACUACCGACACAGAUGCUAAGCAAGGUAUCUGCAUUGCGCUCCGCGAACUCAUCUCAUCAGCCUCACCAGAGGUGCUUGAAGAUUACGAGAAGAUACUGAUACAGGUUGUUCGAACAGCCCUCGUUGAUCCGAACAACGAUGUGCGAGAAGCAGCAGCUGAAGCUUUUGAUUCGCUGCAACGUAUCCUUGGCAAGAAAGCCGUCGAUCAGGUCCUACCAUACCUACUCAACCUUCUCCGGAGCGACGAUGAUGCUCAAAAUGCUCUGUCUGCCCUCCUCACGCUCCUCACCGACCACACGAGGUCGAACAUUAUUCUUCCGAACCUCCUCCCUACGCUUCUGACUUCACCGAUGUCUAGUUUCAAUGCCCGCGCGAUUGCCUCUUUGGCUGAAGUCGCGAGCUCAGCAAUGACCCGAAGACUCCCCAACAUCUUAAAUGCAAUUAUGGACAAUAUUGUUUCAUGCAAAGAUGUUGAGCUUAGGUCUGAACUUGAAUUAUCCUUCGACACAGUGCUCCUCUCCGUCGAUGAAUACGAUGGUCUUAACACUGCUAUGAGCGUAAUGCUUGCCUUAGUCAAGCACGAUGAUGAGCGAAGGCGUGCAACAGCAGACGCUCACCUUGCCAAAUUCUUCGCUGAAACUGAAGUCGACUACUCGAGAUACUACCCUGACCUAAUCCGGUCGCUGCUCAUUGCAUUCGAUGACCCAGACACGGCAGUUGUUAAGGCUGCAUGGACCGCACUCAGCGAACUCACCAAGCAUCUACGGAAAGAGGAGAUGGAAUCGCUCGUCGUUUCGACACGACAAGUGCUCAACCAAGUUGGCGUCCCCGGGUCCGAUCUUUCAGGCUUCUCACUACCUAAGGGUAUCAACGCUAUUCUGCCCAUCUUCUUGCAAGGCCUUAUGAACGGUACAGCGGAGCAGAGAACACAGGCGGCUUUGGCCAUAUCGGAUAUCAUUGACAGGACCAACGGAGAAGCUUUACGACCUUUCGUCACACAGAUCACCGGUCCUCUUAUUCGUGUGGUAUCGGAGCGUUCGGUGGACGUCAAGGCGGCAAUUUUGUUUACGCUGAACAACCUGCUAGAGAAGAUUCCAACUUACCUCAAGCCUUUCUUGCCACAGCUUCAGCGAACAUUUGCGAAGUCGUUGGCUGAUACGUCGUCAGAUGUUUUACGGACGAGGGCUGCGAAGGCACUUGGUACAUUGAUCACUAUGACACCGAGAAUCGACCCAUUGAUUGCCGAGCUUGUCACUGGGUCUAAGACCAGCGACUCAGGAGUCAAGAAUGCAAUGUUAAAGGCACUGUUUGAGGUUGUGAGCAAGGCUGGCGCCAAUAUGAAUGAGGCAAGUAGGAACUCAAUUCUAGGACUCAUUGAUACGGAUGUCGAUGACACUGAUGAUGCCAUGGCAAUCACCAAUGCACGUCUCUUGGGCGCCCUCAUCCGCAACCUCUCCCCAGAAGCCGCAUCAGGCCUCCUCAAAUCCCGAGUCCUAACCACCCACUUCAGCAAAGCUUCGGUCCUAGCUCUCAACGCUAUCCUACUCGACUCCCCUUCUGCCCUCGCCCCCACCUUCGCCGACGAAACUGUCUCCAUCAUCUGCGCCGGCAUCUCACACUCUCAACCAGUCGUCGCAGACAACUGCAUUCUAGCAGCCGGAAAAUACCUUCUUAGCUCUAAAACCGCAAAAUCCUUCGAUCACACAAAACCACUGUUCGAAGCCCUGGCCCCAGUCAUCGAACCCGGCAACCCGGUCGAUACAAGGAGGCUUUCCCUCGUCGUUGUCCGCACCAUCGCCCGCGAAUCGAACGACCUAAUCCGCCCACACAUUCCACUCCUCGCACCACCCGUGUUCUCCUGCGUCCGCGACCCGGUUAUCCCGGUCAAACUUUCCGCGGAAGCAGCGUUCCUGGCACUGUUCUCCGUCGUCGAUGAAGAAAGCGCAGUAUUUGAGAAGUAUAUGGCCGGUCCUGGGGGACUUUUGGCAGCCGGCCCAAAGCGGAGCAUGCAGGAUUAUUUCAAGAGGGUGGCGUUGAGGCUGGGUGGCCAGGCGAGGGAGAGGAGGGACGCAGAGGGUGGCGCUGGCGGGUUGGGGCUUGCGAGCGAUGAGAGGGAGGAUGAGAGGGAGGUUUGGAGUGUGGGGAAGGUGGAGCUGGGGGAGGUCGGGUUUGAAUAGGGGAUUGGUAAGGAAGGAAAAGGGUGAUGUGAUGGAGAAGCGAGUACGCUAGAGGGUGGUACUCCUUAAGGAUAUUGAUCGAUUAGUUGAUGCAUAGGCACUAAGGAUUGUAAAAGCGUUUUCUAUUGGGAAUGGAUUUUGUAGCGUCUUUUGAGGAUAGUAGAUACAUGUUUCAAGGGUUUAUGAGUGUCGUAGUGUUCCCAGAAAGUUGCUGGAUAUCUUCUCCCUCUAACUACAUACAUAUUCAGUAGUGUGCUCACAACACCAAGGCUCAUACAG